AUGGCGGCGGCGGGCCGAGGCGGCGCCGAUGGAGGGGCGACGGUGGUCGGCGGGGCUGAGCGCGGCGCUUCUGCUCACGCCCCGCUGUGGCUCAAGCUAGUCCUGCCCGACGGCUUUGGGAAGAGCGAGCUUGACCCCGGAGGCCGAGCCGUGCCAGAUCUGGGGCUGGGCCUCUUGCUGCAGGGCCUGGCCUUCGCGCAGGGGCUCAACUGCAGCCAGACGCAGUUCCUGUCGAACGGUCGGUGCUGCAACCGAUGCCCACCAGGCCAGAAGGUGGAGGCUGCCUGUUCGGGGCAGUCCAAUACGACCUGCAGCCCUUGUGAGGAGCACCACUUCCAGGACAGGUGGACUGGGCUGCCUCACUGCACCCAGCACCGGCCCUGCAGCCCACAAGCUGGCCUGGUUGUCUAUCGGAACGGCAGCAAAGAGCGAGACGUCGUCUGCCGGUGCCAGGAGGGUAAACACUGUUCCAGCCACGAGUGCGAAACCUGCCGGCCCCACAGCCUCUGCGGCCCUGGGGAAGGGGUCCAACGGGAAGGCAAUCACCUGACCGACACCCUCUGCGCCCCCUGUUCUUUGGGCUACUUCUCCAAUGUCUCGUCCUCCACAGCUCGGUGCCAGCCCUGGAGCAGGCCUGCGUGCGGUGUGGGAACAAAAGGGUGGCGUUCACACCAGAGGGUUGCGGUGCUCUUUGCCAUCUGCCACCUGGUCAGCGCCUGUGGCUCCUGCAGGCUGGGCUGCCGGGUCGGGCAGCCCUGGGGGCGCCUGCAUGAGAGCCCCCCCACUCCGCCCACAGAUCUCGGCAAACCCCUCCAGGAGCCCCCAGAGCCCACCGAGAAUGAAGAGGACUGCCCGGCCUUCCCCACCCAGGAGACCCUGCUGGGGGAGCAGACGGGCACGCAGGAGAAGGAAUGCCACCUCGCCCAGCAGGAGCAGGUCUGA
Messenger RNA from Protobothrops mucrosquamatus (brown spotted pit viper), 942 nucleotides. Its product is annotated as tumor necrosis factor receptor superfamily member 5-like. The transcript is spliced from 8 exons. Gene Ontology annotation, cellular component: CD40 receptor complex; external side of plasma membrane. NCBI's taxonomy places the organism in Eukaryota, Metazoa, Chordata, Lepidosauria, Squamata, Viperidae. The record is from RefSeq and is a predicted model, not a curated record. Gene Ontology annotation, molecular function: signaling receptor activity; antigen binding; protein binding. The coding region runs from base 1 to 942 and encodes 313 amino acids. Gene Ontology annotation, biological process: immune response-regulating cell surface receptor signaling pathway; B cell activation; CD40 signaling pathway.